AUGGAGCUCUCUGCGGGGGUGUUGCGGCAUCUGGGCUAUCUGUACUUCACGGGUGACCAGACAAAGGAUACCGGCCCCCUGAUAAAGGGAAUAACGCAGUGGACGGAGUACUUCGACUUCAACUGGCAGGCCAUUCUGGGUAAAGGGGAAGAAGCCUUCCGGGAAACAUACGUGGUGCAUAUUGAUUACUUAGACCUGCUCAACACCGAUGUCCCUGGAGGAGUGGAGGUUUUUAAACACAACAUAUGCUCCAAGCCCGCGUUCUUGCUCAGCUGCAUGUCUGCAGGACUCCACAUCUCGGCAUGCAAGAGAUUUGGCCGCAACAGCCUGAUUGACAAGCACCUGGACGGCAGGAAUGCCGGUGGCGACGUUUCGGAUACAUCCGCUUCAUCGGUUUCGUUGGACGCCGCUGGCGCCACGGAUAUGCAAUGCAAGCGCAGCGAUAUCGCAACGACACUGCUUGGCAAUGGCUUGUGCAAACACGUAUUCUUCAUGGACGUGUUGCCGCAAUAUGUGACCCUUCGGUUGCAAAACUUCUUUCCGCGUUCGCCCUUCAGCGUGCUGCGCAGCCAUGCCAUCGGGUGCCUGGUCAGCAUUGCGGGGCAGGUCAUCAGGAUCAGCACCACAACCCCCAUGAUCAUCUCUGGAAUGUUCACAUGCGCGAAAUGCGGGUGCCACUUCUUCAAAAAGUUCAAGGAUGGGCUGUUCGAGUACCCGUCCCGCUGUUUCACCGAGGGAUGCACAUGGCGCGCGUCGCACUUCCAGCGCCAUUGCGUGCAAACCACAAGCUCUCAGGUUGUGAGGAUCCAGGAGGAUUCGCGCAUGGACACCAGCGCAAGCGCCCGCUACGGUGACUCGGCUGUCGGUACCUACGUAGACGUUGAGCUAACUGGCGACCUCGUGGACCAGUGCAGCCCAGGCAAUCUCGUCGACAUUGUAGGGAUUGUGGACGCUACGCCGUGCUUGGUUAAUGAGGACCUGACUGGCCACAACUCCACGUAUAACAUCGUCGUGAAGGCGGUGUCUAUGAACGUUUUGAACAAGCGCAUGACACGCUUUUCACAGGACGCAUACGGCGCCCGAGGAUUCCGAUGGGGAAUCACCAACGGCAUCCCUGACCAUCAAAUGAACUCCCGUAAAACCUGGAAGGGCCUGCCCACGUCGGCGCAGACACAGGACACCAAUAGCGUGGCUUCGCAAGACGAUAACGCAACCGGAGAUUCUGGGCUGUACAACUUCAUUCGCGAAAUUUACUACAGCGAGCCAAACAGGUUCUACCUGGCUGCCGCGUCGCUAUGUCGUGCGGCUGUGGGACGGCCCUAUAUCAAAGGUGUGGUUUGA
Messenger RNA from Babesia bigemina, 1341 nucleotides. Its product is annotated as DNA replication licensing factor MCM8. Gene Ontology annotation, molecular function: single-stranded DNA helicase activity; single-stranded DNA binding; ATP binding. The transcript is spliced from 5 exons. Gene Ontology annotation, cellular component: MCM complex; nucleus. The record is from RefSeq and is a predicted model, not a curated record. Bases 1 to 1341 code for a protein of 446 amino acids. Lineage: Eukaryota; Apicomplexa; Aconoidasida; Piroplasmida; Babesiidae.